Homarus americanus (American lobster) is the source of this 1284-nucleotide messenger RNA. RefSeq names its product sialidase-like. NCBI's taxonomy places the organism in Eukaryota, Metazoa, Arthropoda, Malacostraca, Decapoda, Nephropidae. The transcript has 3 exons. The coding region runs from base 1 to 1284 and encodes 427 amino acids. The record is from RefSeq and is a predicted model, not a curated record.
AUGGAGGAUACACACUCAGACACAAGAUACACUCAGACACAAGAUACACUGAAAUCGACCAAGAUACACUCAGACCAAGAUACACCCAGACACAAGAUACACUCAGACACAAGAUACACUCAGACACAAGACACACUCAGACUCAAGACACACCAGACACAAGAUACACCCAGACACAAGACACACUCAGACUCAAGAUACACUCCACACUCAAGACACACUCAGACACAAGAUACACUGACAAACGACCAGAUCUCAGACAGGACCAAGAUACCCACAGAACCCAGCAAAGAUCCCAGACAGACACAGACCAAGACACUCAGACACAAGAUACACUCAGACAAGACACACUCAGACUCAAGAUACCUCACACUCAAGACACACUCAGACACAAGAUACACUCAGACACAAGAUACACAGACCAAGAUACACCAGACACAAGAUACACUCAGACACAAGAUACACUCAGACACAAGAUACACUCAGACACAAGACACACCAGACUCAAGACACACCCAGACACAACUCAGACAAGAUCACCACGCACCCAGACACAAGACACACUCAGACACAAGACACACUCAGACACAAGACACCUCAGACUCAAGACACACUCAGACACAAGAUACACUCAGACUCAAGAUACACUCAGACACAAGAUACACUUACCCUUACGCCUUUGGAAUCCUCAGAACUGUCCUUGCUGCAUCGAUUCCCAAGUCGAAUCCCGACGGCUCAGCACACGACAGUCCGACGGCUCAGUACACACGAGACAGUCCGACGGCCCAGCACACGACAGUCCCGACGGUCCAGCACACGACAGUCCCGACGGUCCAGCACGACAAUCCCAGCCGACAGUCCGACGGUCAACACGACGUCCCGACGCAGCACGACAGUCCGACCCAGCACGACAGUCCCGACGUCCCAGCACGAGGACGACAGUCCGACGGUCCAGCACGACAGUCCGACGUCCCAGCACGCGACAGUCCGACGGUCCAGCACGACAGUCCCGACGUCCCAGCACACGUCCCGACGGUCAGCACACGACAGUCCCGACGGUCCAGCACGACAGUCCCACGGCCCAGCACGACAGUCCCAACGGUCCAGCACACGACAGUCCCGACGGUCCAGCACGACAGUCCCGACGUCCCAGCACACGACAGUCCCGACGUCCCAGCACACGACAGUCCCGACGUCCCAGCACACGACAGUCCCGACGCCCAGCACACGACAGUCCCGACGGCCCAGCACACGACAGUCCCGACGGCCCAGCACACGACAUAA